GGUGUAGCAGUGUAGUGUACAUACAGCUUGUCUAGAACUAAAAAGACACGCGGGGAAGAAAUAGGAACAUGCGGAUGGAAAGAACGGAUGAGACAGACGAGUGGACCGAACGAAAUGGCCAAGAAAAGCGAACGAAACGCAAGGAACAGACGAGGACGACCUCCCAACUCACACACACCAAACAUCGAACAAAGACGCCGCCAGGCGCAACGGCGAGCUCGCGACAGCGUACACACCCCCAGGGCCACAAGGCCGCACGCUACCCCCGCCAGUCCUCGAACCCGAACAGGUCGACCGAGAACGCCGCAAAGUCCUCCCGCGACGGGUACUUGUCCGCCAGCGCGCGCGGGAACCCGAUCUCGAUCGAGCUCGAGCGGCAGUGGCCCCCGCCCGGGCGCGUCCGCGCCGACGGGAGGAUCACCUCGAUGAACGGGAUCGCCGCGCCCCCCGCUUUCGUCGUUGCUUUCGUCGCGGUCGGGCCUGUGGGCAGGCCCCACGGCGCCGCGCCCUCGCCCUCCCAGUCUGUGUCCGAGUCCGAGUCCGUUGUCGACGCUGCCGAGCUCGCGGAGGUCGUCUCGCGGAGAUCCGCACGCUCCCCGCCGCGAUGCCGCAGUGCCAUCCGGCUCACUGCCGCCAUCCGACUCGCCCUCGCCGCCGUUGACGACGAUGACGAUGACGACGACGACGACGACGCAUCGUGAGCGGUGAUGCGCGUGCCGCUCCCGGCG
This is a messenger RNA of Heterobasidion irregulare TC 32-1, 728 nucleotides long. RefSeq lists its product as uncharacterized. NCBI's taxonomy places the organism in Eukaryota, Fungi, Basidiomycota, Agaricomycetes, Russulales, Bondarzewiaceae. Bases 69 to 701 code for a protein of 210 amino acids. The transcript has a single exon. The record is from RefSeq and is a predicted model, not a curated record.